CGUGGGAUAUUUAAGAUGCUGCAGGACUUGUAUUCAGAAGAGCAUAGCCACACAGACAGCAAAAGAGGAGCUUUUCUUCACUUCAAGGACAGCAAAGAAAAAAAAGAAAAAGACAAGCUGGUACUUCUCACAAUGAAGCUCCACGCCUUUGCCUGUAUCAGCAUCUUCCUGCUAUCUCUAGGAGCCUCCCCAGUCCUUCUGCAGAAAUCUCCCAAGAAAAAGCCCCUCAAUGGCUUGACGAAGCUGCCUCCCUGCUGCGAGGAGGUACGAGACCUCAAAGUCCAGAUCGCCAACCUGAGCAGCAUACUGGAGGAGCUGACCAAGAAGCAGGAGACCGACUGGGUGAACGUGGUCAUGCAGGUGAUGAAGCUGGAGGGCAGCUACAAACAGAUGGAGACACGGGUGAUGGACGCGGAGGGGAAGUACUCCGAGAUGAAUAACCAGAUAGGAAUCAUGCAGCUGCAGGCAGCCGCCCAGACGCAAACUCAGACUACAGCAGACGCCCUUUACGAUUGCUCGUCCCUCUACCAGAAGAAUUAUAGGAUCUCAGGUGUCUACAAAAUGCCUGCGGAUGAGUUUUUGGGGAGUCCGGAGCUGGAGGUCUACUGUGAUAUGGAGACCCAAGGAGGCGGAUGGACCCUCAUACAGAGGAGGAAAAUUGGCCUGACCUCAUUCAACAGAGACUGGAAGCAGUACCGGGAAGGCUUUGGCAACAUUCGGGGAGAUUUUUGGUUGGGCAAUGAGCACAUCCAUCGCCUGACCAGAAGGCCGACGGUCCUGAGAGUAGAGAUGGAGGACUGGGAGGGGCGUGUCCGAUAUGCAGAAUACGCCCAGUUCUACCUCAACGACGAAACAAACAGUUAUCGACUUUUCCUGGGCAACUACAGCGGGAACGCCGGCAGGGACUCCCUUCGCUAUCACAACAACACGGCCUUCAGUACCAAGGACAAGGACAAUGACAAGUGCCUGGAUGACUGCGCCGGACUGCGCAAAGGAGGGUAUUGGUACAACUGCUGCACAGACUCCAACCUGAACGGCGUUUUCUAUCGCAAUGGAGACCACAGCAAGCACUCGGAUGGCAUCAGCUGGUACGGCUGGCAUGGGUCUUCCUAUUCUCUAAGGAGAGUGGAGAUGAAGAUACGACCUCAAGACCUCCAGCAAUGAAGAGGGAAAGAAAACCCUGCUCAGCAUCCAAUGACCUCAACACCAACAGUGCCCCCUCCAAGUGCCAUUACUUCCCUUACCCCCCCACCCUUGUAGAAUCCACCUGCACUGUAUAUACAGAGAGCUAGCCCCAUAAGGGGAGUCACUGACAUGAUGCUGUGGACAAUGGGGACAGCAGUUAGGAAAACUGUUUGGCGGCUCAGUGAGCGCGUCACAUGACAAUACUAACAAACGACUGCCAUGCUUGGAGAUGCAGGAUAAUCUGAGAUCUCUAAAUAACAGACAAAUAAAUAUCCCAUCUCAUCAUACAGGAAACAGACAUGAACUACACACUGAACUAACACAGCUAAGAGGGACCACAGAUGUAUAUAUAUGCUUUUUAAAAGAUGCAAUUCCCAGCACAACCACUAGAGGCGACGGCAGCCCUAAGUGCCCUGACCAUAGAGACACUAAAGGGAAGGGUUUAUUCAAACCUGGGCCAAAGAAAUCACUAGCAAGAGAGGAGCACCAAUCAGAUUGCCCAAUUUUCCAGCGUUACAUCUCCACUUUUGCUCCUGGCUUCCUCGGUCCAGACUUCAAUAAAUCCAGUCUUAGUUGUAUUGCCGACCACAGAAAGAUUGUACAUAGGUGAUUAUUCCCCGGGAUGUGACUGCUUUAGAUACUGUAAAGUCUAUUUUUAUUUGCUUUAUGAAACUGGAAAGAAAAUUAUACUGUUGGCCAAGAGGCCAAAAAAUAAAAGAUUUUUUUUAUGUAAAAAUA
Molecule: messenger RNA, 1923 nt
Organism: Rana temporaria (common frog)
Lineage: Eukaryota; Metazoa; Chordata; Amphibia; Anura; Ranidae
Gene: ANGPTL7
Product: angiopoietin like 7
Exons: 5
Coding region: 16-1164 (382 amino acids)
Source: RefSeq, a predicted model, not a curated record